Molecule: messenger RNA, 935 nt
Organism: Pocillopora meandrina
Lineage: Eukaryota; Metazoa; Cnidaria; Anthozoa; Scleractinia; Pocilloporidae
Source: the annotation of a GenBank genome assembly
AUGACAACUGAUGGCGGAGGCUGGACCACCUUUCAAAGGCGCAUGGAUGGCUCUGUAGACUUUUAUGUCGCCUGGGAAUCGUCCAAAAAAGGCUUUAGAAAUCUGGAGGGCGAGUUUUGGCUCGGAAACGAUUAUCUUCACCGUCUGACUGCAUCUGCUAACAUGGUGUUUCGAAUCGAUAUGGAGUAUUACGAAGGUCAUCGAAGAUUUGCCGAGUACACGACUUUCUCCGUGGCCGACGAAAGCGAUAAUUAUCGGGUGACAAUCGAUGGAUACCGAGGCACCGCAGGUGACUCAUUAGCUUCAACUCAGCCCAUCAGGUAUGUGGCUGGCAAUUCGUUUACCGAUGUUAGAAGAAUGAAAAUUGACAUUGAGAAAUUUAUCAGUGGAGCGCUUCUGCUCAAGAAUGCGUGACUUACCGUUCACUUGACGAAGUUGAAGAUCCUUAAACUUAACUUUAUAAACUUCUCCUUUGCCUCAUGUUUUAGGAACAACUUCAUGUAUAUUAUUGACCAUAACUGCCCUUUUUAAAUUGGUCAUUGACAUUGACAUUGCUCCUUGCAGCAUGAUUUACUUUUUGUGGACUGCUUUGUGCACAGAUUUCCAUGUUUUUCUUCUUCACUUUCCUUCUCAUGCCUUCAGAAACAUUGCUACCCACCCAGCUUCUUGUCAUUUUUUCACGAAGUUGUUGUUGUUUUUCUUUUUUCCAAUUUAGAAAUAUGAACUUUACAACCAGAGACAGAGACAAUGACGCUAGUGACGUUGGAAACUGUGCAGAGUAUUUUAGAGGUGGCUGGUGGUAUAAUAGCUGCCACAGGGCAAAUCCAAAUGGCUUGUACCAAGGCGGAAGUCACGCACAAGGAUUUACUUGGAUCUCAUUUCGAGGACUAGAUUACUCGCUUAAGCGCACUGAGAUCAAACUUCGACCAGAAUGA